AUGCCGCGCCAUCGCUCCGCCCCCGUGAGCGACUUUGCCCCGAAAGCGUGGGCGGCCAUCUGCGAACUCUGCGGCGGCGAGGAACGGGUGUCUGAUAUUUCUUCGGAAUGGGGGGAUGGCCUCAUAGUCAACCUAGGGAGUGACGAGUGGGAGGGCCGUUGGCCAGACCCGCGCGACCUGGAUAAUUGGCAUGUGGACGGGGAUUUCUUCGUGCAUUACUUGGAUUCGCCGGAGCAAGCGUUGCUGGUCAUUCCGUUGUUCACAGACAUACAGGAGCAUGGUGGCGGUACGAUGAUCUGCCCUCAGGCCAUACCGCUCAUUGCGAAACAUCUGGUAAGUAGGCCCUGGCUCGAUAGUGUUUCGCUUUGUUGUAUGAGCAUGUUGCCUAACCACUGGAAGUAUGAACACCCGGAAGGCGUGUCGCCGCAGAUGGUGCCUCGAGGUAUAACGGUAGAGCACGAGGGGCUGGAGUUUUACCUGUCUCUGGUUCGGGGAUGCGAUGAGUUUCAUGAAAUGACAGGAAACGUUGGAGAUGUCAUUCUGAUGCACCCCUUCAUGUGCCAUUCAGCUUCGAAGAAUAGUCUGCGCAUUCCCCGGAUCAUCACCAACCCACCCGUCGGUCUGAAGGAGCCGUUCAAUUUCGAUCGGGAUGAUCCCAACCAGUACAGCUUGGUUGAGCGAAAGACUCUCCUUGCGCUGGGGAAGGAUCGGUUGCCGGGAUGGAAAAUUACGACGGAGCGGAAGCGAAUCGUCCCUGCGAGGAUGAAAGCAGCGAGAGAGAUGAAGGAACAGGAACUGCUACGGCUUCAGAAGGCGCGCGGGCUGGAUGGUGCAGUCCAGCGAGCGGACGAGGGCGAAUGGUUAUAG
This is a messenger RNA of Aspergillus terreus NIH2624, 867 nucleotides long. RefSeq lists its product as uncharacterized. The record is from RefSeq and is a predicted model, not a curated record. The transcript has a single exon. The coding region runs from base 1 to 867 and encodes 288 amino acids. NCBI's taxonomy places the organism in Eukaryota, Fungi, Ascomycota, Eurotiomycetes, Eurotiales, Aspergillaceae.